AUGGAUAAAAGGAAUGAGUCUUCAAAUACUGACUUCAUCCUCUUGGGCCUCUUCCCUGGUAUGAAACAUGUCCACUUUCUUUUUUCUGCCAUCCUCCUGAUCUACACCAUGGCUCUCCCCACAAACACUAUCCUUAUUCUCCUGCUCUGGGUGGAUUCUCACACACCCAUGUACUUCCUUCUCAGCCAACUGGCUCUGAUGGACUUGAUGUUAAUCUCUAGCACUGUACCCAAGGUGGCAACUGACUUCUUCUCAGGGAGGACAAACAUUUCACAGGUGGCCUGUGGGACUCAGAUCUUCUUCUUCCUGACUCUAGCAAUUGCUGAGUGCAUCCUUAUCACCCUCAUGUCCUAUGACCAGUAUGUGGCCAUUUGUAACCCUCUGAGAUACACCCUCAUCAUGAGCCAAAGUAUUUGUCUGCAGAUGGCUGCCAUUUCCUGGGCUGGGGGAGCCCUUAUAUCACUCAUACAUACAGCCUAUGCCAUGCAUUUCCCUAUCUGUGGGUCCAGUGAGAUUUCCCAUUUCCUCUGUGAGGUCAUGGCCAUCCUAAAAUUGGUCUGUGAAGACAUCUCUGCCUAUGAGAAGGCUGUGGUGAUGACAAGCAUCACGGUGCUCCUUCUCCCCCUGUCCUGCAUCCUGUCCUCUUAUGCUCUCAUCUUCCUGGCUAUCCUUCACAUGCAUCCCCCUGAGGGCAGGAACAAAGCCCUGGCUACCUGUUUCUCCCACCUGACUGUGGCGAUUCUCUAUUUUGGUCCAGCCAUACUGGUCUAUAUGAGGCCUAGUUCUAACCACAGUCCCAAGCUGGACCAGGUUCUAUUUAUGUGUGGUGCUAUCCUCAUUCCUAUGAUGAACCCCCUCAUAUACAGUCUGAGGAAUAAGGAGGUGGUAUGUGCUUUGAAGAGGGUACUCGGAGGCUGCCUAACCUCAAAUUAG
This is a messenger RNA of Phacochoerus africanus (Common warthog), 933 nucleotides long. RefSeq names its product olfactory receptor 2M5-like. Gene Ontology annotation, molecular function: olfactory receptor activity; G protein-coupled receptor activity. Gene Ontology annotation, cellular component: membrane. The record is from RefSeq and is a predicted model, not a curated record. Lineage: Eukaryota; Metazoa; Chordata; Mammalia; Artiodactyla; Suidae. Gene Ontology annotation, biological process: G protein-coupled receptor signaling pathway.